Messenger RNA from Ilex paraguariensis (yerba mate), 207 nucleotides. Lineage: Eukaryota; Viridiplantae; Streptophyta; Magnoliopsida; Aquifoliales; Aquifoliaceae. The record is from the annotation of a GenBank genome assembly.
AUGGCUUCACCAUCAGCAACUACCCCUUUGAAAGAGAGGUGGGUUCCAUUAGUUACUGAUGGAGUUAGUUUUGGUGUUGGGAGCACUCUAGUGCUGUCGGUGACGGCAUUUGAGGUGGCUCCAUUUGUAAGAAUAGAGGAUGAAAAGGUAGUGGAAGGGAUUAGAGAAGGGGGUACAAAGAGGGGGAAGGAAGGAGCAAAAGAAGUG